This is a messenger RNA of Symphalangus syndactylus (siamang), 729 nucleotides long. RefSeq lists its product as uncharacterized. Lineage: Eukaryota; Metazoa; Chordata; Mammalia; Primates; Hylobatidae. The record is from RefSeq and is a predicted model, not a curated record.
GGCCGGCGACACUUCCCGCCGCCUCGGGGUGGGGGGUCGGGGGCGUCGGAACAGUCACCGCGGCAGCCCGGCGGGGCUGGUCUGCGGGUCCUGCGAGGCCGCUCUGACGUGCGGUAUUCCGCGGGCGGGCAGCCUGCUCUGAAGCGGAAAGGAGGGCGCAUCCGGCUCGGAGCCCAGCUCUGCCGCGCGGCGCUCGCUCCCUGCGCGACCUGCAGCCCGGGAGGCGGAACGCAUUCUGGCUCCCGCGGGGUCACACGGAGCAGCGGGCGCUGUAAUCCAGGGAGGCCUUGGGGACACAACCUUAGAGAAGUCACCUACCGGUGUGUGUCCGCUGGCGCACGGGGACACUGGGAGCGAAAUGAGGUGGUUGUGAGCCAGGUAUUUUCCGAAAUACUCACCAGGCACCAGACCGAGGAAGCUGGAGCCCCGGAGAGCACGGAGAGGCGGGUGGGAGAGGAAGGCGAGCGAGGCUGCUCAGCGGGUGCCGGGAGACCGCAACCGCCGGGGACUCGCAGAAGAGCCAAGACCAGCCACCCAGCCCGGGAAGGGAGGGAAGGACCGCGACAGGGUGCCCCAUUUCAGCCUGGGGAGACGCGUGUCCUGGCCGCCAGUCUCUCUUCCUGGCAGAGGGCCCCAGUGCUGACCCCCAGCCCCUUUUCCACGCUCGAUGCUUCUUACAAAGUGGCCGGGCGAGGAGUGUCGCUCCCCGAGAGGCCAGGCCCUUACUAA